Messenger RNA from Chanos chanos (milkfish), 315 nucleotides. Its product is annotated as histone H4. Lineage: Eukaryota; Metazoa; Chordata; Actinopteri; Gonorynchiformes; Chanidae. The record is from RefSeq and is a predicted model, not a curated record. The transcript has a single exon. Gene Ontology annotation, molecular function: protein heterodimerization activity; structural constituent of chromatin; DNA binding. Bases 4 to 315 code for a protein of 103 amino acids. Gene Ontology annotation, cellular component: nucleosome.
ACUAUGUCUGGAAGGGGGAAGGGUGGUAAAGGACUAGGAAAAGGGGGCGCAAAGCGUCACCGCAAAGUGCUUCGCGAUAACAUCCAGGGCAUUACAAAGCCUGCAAUUCGACGUUUGGCUCGUCGUGGUGGCGUGAAGCGUAUCUCUGGUCUUAUCUACGAGGAAACUCGUGGUGUGUUGAAGGUGUUUUUAGAGAACGUCAUCCGUGAUGCCGUUACUUACACGGAGCAUGCCAAGAGAAAGACCGUGACUGCUAUGGACGUUGUGUACGCUCUGAAGCGUCAGGGCCGCACUCUGUACGGUUUCGGCGGUUAA